AUGAUGACAGAGGUGAAAGUGAAAACAGAGGUACCAGAUGACUACAUCGAAGAGGUGAUCUGGCAGGAUGACACCAAAGAUUCCAAGAAGAACAUAAAGGAUGGGCCAGGAGAUGUGCCUGCUGAGAUCUGUGUGGUCAUAGGGGGGGUCCGCAACCAGCAGACGCUCGAUGGCAAAGCAGUGGAACGUGGCUCUCCUGUUGGAUAUACUCGAAAUCGAUAUUCAGGGACCUGGAUUUUUGACCAUGCAUUGAGAUACACGUCUGGGUCUUACGAGUGUGGAAUAUGUGGGAAGAAAUACAAGUAUUACAACUGUUUCCAGACCCACGUGCGAGCACACAGAGACACUGAAGCUGCCUCAGGUGAAGGAGCCUCACAAGGCAACAAUUUUAGGUACACAUGUGACAUUUGUGGGAAAAAAUAUAAAUACUAUAGCUGCUUUCAAGAACACAGAGACCUACAUGCCGUGGAUGACCCCUAUGACCAGGCCGUCAUAGCAGCAGAUGAAGUGAAGGAGGAGGAGCCAGAGCCGUUCCAGAAGAUUGGUCCAAAAACUGGCAAUUACACCUGUGAAUUCUGUGGCAAGCAGUACAAAUACUACACUCCCUACCAAGAGCAUGUGGCUCUGCAUGCACCUAUUAAGUUCUCUCGAUCUCCACUCUUCGUGACAGUGAAGACACAGACGAGCCAGUCCAGCAAAAAAACACCGGCCUCAAUAAACCGCUGUUCUGCCCUCCUGCACCGCAGCCCCCCCGCCGGCCCGCCCGCCUCCCAGGCCCAGAUGUUCCGUGCUCCGAAUUCUGGAUCCCCAGGAAGCAAGGCCAUUACAGAAAAGCUCCUCCCAGAAGCCAUUGAAGGGAUUAGAUCCUUAGGCACAUUGAGAGUGGAAGGCAAAGAGCAAAACAACUUUGAAGAAACAAACAGCAAUUCUCAGAACUCCAGUGCUGUUCAUUCGGGGACAGAAAAACCUAAAGAAAAGAGGUGUAAGCAGAAUCCAUCAGAAGCAGCAAGUCCCCUGAUUUCAAAUCCUUUCCCGCUUUUACAAAAGCCUUACACCUGUGGAGCUUGUGGAAUCCAGUUCCAGUUUUAUAACAAUCUCCUGGAGCACAUGCAGUCCCACGCAGCUGACAACGAGAACAAUAUUGCCUCUAGCCAGCCCAGAUCACCUCUAGCUGGUGUUGAAGAGAAGUGGAAACCACAGCUCCAAAGAAAUAACACCAACAAUACAUCCGCGAGCGGUUCCGUAGGGAACAGCGCGAUCCCGGAGAAGGAGCGGCAGAACAUUGCCGAGAGGCUCCUGAGGGUGAUGUGCACUGACCUGGGGGCUCUGAGCGUGGUGAGCGGGAAGGAGUUCAUCAAGCUAGCCCAGACCCUGGUGGACAGUGGAGCUCGUUAUGGUGCCUUCUCUGUCACCGAAAUCCUGGGCAAUUUCAACACACUGGCUCUGAAGCACCUGCCUCGGAUGUACAACCAGGUGAAGGUGAAGGUCACCUGCGCCCUGGGCAGCAACGCCUGCCUGGGCAUCGGGGUGACCUGCCACUCGCAGAGCAUCGGCCCCGAUUCUUGCUACAUCUUGACAGCUUAUCAGGUGGAAGGCAACCACAUCAAGAGUUAUGUCCUGGGAAUUAAGGGCGUAGACAUUCGGGAUAAUGGUGAUUUUAUCCACCACUGGGUACAGAAUGUGCUCUCGGAGUUUGUGAUGUCAGAGAUCAGGACGGUGUACGUCACGGACUGCAAGGUCAACUCCUCUGCCUUCUCCAAGGCAGGCAUGUGCUUGCGCUGCUCGGCCUGUGCCUUGAACUCGGUGGUGCAGAGUGUGCUGAACAAGCGAACGCUACAGGCUCGCAAUAUGCACGAGGUGAUCGAGCUCCUGAAUGUCUGUGAAGAUCUGGCAGGAUCCACGGGCCUCUCGAAGGAGACCUUUGGCUCCCUGGAAGAGACCUCUCCCCCGCCCUGCUGGAACUCAGUCACUGACUCCCUCCUGCUCGUCCACGAGCGCUACGAGCAGAUCUGCGAGUUCUACAGCAGGGCCAAGAAGAUGAACCUCAUCCAAAACCUGAACAAACACCUGCUCAGCAACCUGGCGGCCAUUCUGGCCCCGGUGAAACAGGCAGUGAUUGAGCUGAGCAACGAGAGCCGGCCCACCUUGCAGCUGGUGCUGCCCACCUACGUCAAACUGGAGAAACUGUUCACGUCCAAAGCUAACGAUGCUGGCGUAGUCAGCAAACUCUGCCACCUCUUCUUGGAGGCACUGAAGGAGAACUUCAAAGUUCAUUCGGCACACAAGGUAGCCAUGAUCUUAGACCCUCAGCAGAAGCUGCGGCCCGUCCCACCGUACCAGCACGAAGAGAUCAUUGGCAAAGUCUGUGAGUUGAUCAAUGAGGUGAAAGAGUCCUGGGCAGAAGAAACAGAAUUUGAACCUUCAACCAAGAAGCCUCGGACAGCAGGGGAAGCCACAGCAGCUCAGGAAGAAGAUUGGUUCGGGAAAAAUGAAGUCUACGAUUAUUUGCAAGAACCUCUCUUCCAGGCCACCCCUGACCUGUUUCAGUACUGGUCGUGUGUUACCCAAAAGCAUACAAAACUAGCCAAGCUAGCCUUUUGGCUCUUAGCAGUGCCUGCUGUUGGUGCCAGAAGCGAGUGUGUAAAUAUGUGUGAGCAGGCUCUCUUAAUCAAAAGGAGACGGCUACUCAGUCCAGAAGACAUGAACAAACUCAUGUUUUUGAAGUCCAACAUGCUUUAAGACUGUCUGUUAAUUAAAAUAAUACUUUAAAACACUGUUCCAAACAAAGAAAAAGAAUUUUAAGUUCUAAACACUGUGGACCUCAUGAUGAAUGCCCCUGGAAACCAAGUGCUUUUUUAUAUAUAUAUAAAAAUAUAAAUAUAUCUAAAAUUAAGUUUGAAAGGAAAGCUGAGCACGUGAGAGAGACAGCCCUCUGCCAGGAACGUGCUCCUUUCCAUAGAUAGUGUGUGGACUUGACAGACUUUCUAAUGUUUUCAAGUGGGCAGGCCAAUGGGAGGCUGAUGUUCUAAAGUCUUCAGGCAGCUGAGAUCUAAAGUGACUUGAAGUUUCUUUUGUUUCUCCUCCACCCCACCUCUCCUCUUGUCCCCUGGGCCAUCUUGCCAUGGAUAAUCAGACUACAUUGAAUAGACCAAUUCUGCACUGAACUUUGCUCCUCUGAAUGACUGUACACCUUGAGGGCAUUUGUCUGCAGCCUUCUUGACACAGGGUGCCUGUUCCCAGGGCAGCUGUGUUUUAUGAACACCAGUAUCU
Messenger RNA from Chaetura pelagica (chimney swift), 3270 nucleotides. It is a transcript of the gene ZNF618, whose product is annotated as zinc finger protein 618. Lineage: Eukaryota; Metazoa; Chordata; Aves; Apodiformes; Apodidae. The transcript is spliced from 15 exons. The coding region runs from base 1 to 2739 and encodes 912 amino acids. Gene Ontology annotation, molecular function: protein dimerization activity. The record is from RefSeq and is a predicted model, not a curated record.